CAGUUUUACGGAGGUGUUAGCAGAAACAACUACGUGUACUAUUUUGUAGCAGAUCGAGGACAAUUUGACGUUUUUCGUGUUCUCCGAGUAUGCGACUGCGCCAGGGAGCAGGCAUGUAGUAGCAAUGAGUUCGAGGCACUGUAUGAACUGGCUGUGGAGUGUAGCAGUUCUGCAACUCAAAACGCCAGAAUAUGUGGAACUGAUCUAGUGGAAUCCUUUGCUGGACAGGCUGGGCCGUUUGUAGUAGUGACUCGAUGUGAAGAUGUGGUUAGUAGUGGUCGAAAUCGUGUCUGUGCCUUCAGACUUGCUGAUAUUGACAAUGACAAGAACACAUAUUUCAAUUAAUGCAAGUCUGGAAAGCAAUCUGAAUCUGAGCCUCCUUGGGAGCCUCCAACAUCUUGUUUAGAGUUUACUAGGAAGCCAUGCCUUGUGAUUUUGGUCCUCCCUCUGCUAUUAGUGAUACUGGGAGAUCCAAUGCACAAAGAUUUGCAUUUCGGUUGGUCAAUGCUGGCAAUUCUCUCAUUACCGCGACGCUAGCAAUCUUUGUGGAAGAAGUCAGUUUAGUGUAUGUUGCCUAUGAUGGAGACAUUGAAGUGUAUGAAGUAAAAACAACAAAUAUCAAUAGUCCAACUGGUUCUCUGUUGCAAACAAUUGAUAAUGUCCAAUCAGUGCAAGACAUUGGCUGGGAAGAGGGAUCAGACAACAUAACUAUUACCACAGACAACCAGGUCUUUCUGUACCCUCUGGAGACGUGCUCAGAGUCAUCCUCAUGUGUGGAGUGCACAGGGGAAGACUCAUUUCCUCUGUGUGGCUGGUGUACAGUGGAGGACAAGUGUUCUCGGAGGUCUCACUGUCUCGACAGCUCUCAACCAGGGAGAUGGGUCCAGAGUUCCAGCGAGUGCAUCUUCACCGCUGUCUCUCCAGCCCAGUUCACUCUGGACUCCCCCACCAUUCUGCAUGUGACAGCCACCCCACCCCUGCCAAACAAUUUGACGUACAAUUGCUCAUUCUCAGCCCCUGGAGACAAGUUUACACUAGUGGUCCCUGCUAUUGAAGUGGCAGCAGGCACUCAGUACCAGUGUCAUAUCGCUAAUGUCGCUACUUUUCUGGACUCAGUCAAACGAGUUACUCACUUCAGCUUUGUCAGUGUUGAAGUUGGUGUACCGUUUGCUACCAGUGAAAAUACCCUCACAAUCUUCAACUGCAGUGCAGCUAAAAGUUGUGUGGAUUGUCUGGGUACCGAGGGAGCCUGUGGCUGGUGUCUGUAUGGAGGAAUUUGCAGUGGGAUAUCAGAACCUUGUCCCGGCCUG
Messenger RNA from Geodia barretti, 1310 nucleotides. NCBI's taxonomy places the organism in Eukaryota, Metazoa, Porifera, Demospongiae, Tetractinellida, Geodiidae. The record is from the annotation of a GenBank genome assembly.